Aspergillus glaucus CBS 516.65 is the source of this 471-nucleotide messenger RNA. RefSeq lists its product as uncharacterized. The transcript has 3 exons. The record is from RefSeq and is a predicted model, not a curated record. Lineage: Eukaryota; Fungi; Ascomycota; Eurotiomycetes; Eurotiales; Aspergillaceae. Bases 193 to 432 code for a protein of 79 amino acids.
AGGACAGGAGCUUUGGAGCUCAAGGUAUAUAAUGAACAAACCUCUACAAAUCCCAUGAGGUCAACCGGCCUCGAUCAUCUUCGUUGUUAAGUCGCAGCCCAAAAAGCGCGCAGUGCAAAAUGACCCAAUAUGUCCGUUGUUUCCUGAGUUUGCCAAAACAGAGUGCUGAUUUAUCGUUACACCUAGAGAUGCAUGAUCAUCUACAGCCCGGAAGCUUACGAGAAAUAUGCCAAGGACAUUGAACACAUAACGAAAGUCAAAUUUGGUAAAUUGGGUGCCUCGCAUUUCAACCAAUUCAUUGAAACUCCGAGACCGGGCCCACUUAGUCAUUUCACCACGUUCUGGGUACCAUACAGUGUUCCAUUUGAUGAUCUGCGGAAUGUACAACUGGCAUCGGGUAUUCGGACUGAGGUCACUGAAGUGAUAUUGUGAGGUGGCUGCUAUUUGAUGAUUGCUGGGCGUUGGUGCAUA